GGUCCGUCGUUCAAACCGGCGAGUUGGCUUACUUUUUUCCCACUUUUUCUUUUCGCUCUUGCCUUACAAACUCCCUCCAUCUCCGCCCCCUUCGUCAUCUCAACAAAGCCCCUCUUUGUCCACUUCGAUCUCUUUGCGACGUCUAAAGGUCUGAAGUGCACGGAUCGCGAUGCUGUAGCGCUGUAGCGUUGUAGUCUCGCCGUAUGACGUGUCAUAACCCAUCACGCGGACGCCCGAUCACCGAGGCUCUCUACAGGAUCCGAGUCCAGGGCAUAGCUCUCCUUAUCGUCCGCGAUGGGCACUUCCGUCGAUGUCGCCUUUCCCGGCGACUCGCCCCUCCUGGAUUGGGCCACGAUCUUGAGCUUGGUAUUCGGCGGUUGCUGCUCCAACGUCUUUGCUUUGGAAGCCGUGCUCAAGAGUCAUCCUAGUGCCGGCAUCUUCCUGACCUUUGUCCAAUUCCUCUAUGUCGCCUGCUCGACCCUAUCCACCCAGGUUACCUUUACCGGCGGAUUGCCCCGCCUCAAGACCCGUGUCGUGCCCCUGAAACGAUGGGCUGGGCAGGUGGUCAUGUUCCUGGCCGUGUCGUUGCUCAACAACCUGGCUUUCGGGUUAAAGGUCCCAGUCCCCGUACACAUCAUCUUCCGCUCUGGUGGACUGUGUGUCUCGAUGGUAGUCGGCUGGCUGGCGGGCAAGAAGCGGUAUAGCGGGUCCCAGGCGCUCUCGGUCAUGCUCGUCACCGUCGGCAUAAUCGUAGCCACGGCUUCAGCUCCGCCUAAACCCAAAGGCAAGCCACCCUCGAUACAACAUCGACCCGCGACUACUGCCUCUUCGAAUGCUUGGGGUCUAGCGGACAACACGCAAUACGUCAUCGGCGUAGCCAUUCUGUCACUCGCCCUCAUCAUCUCGGCGUUCAUGGGCCUGUUCCAGGAAAAGACGUACAGCAAAUAUGGUCGUGGAGGUGCCGUCUGGCAAGAAUCCAUCUUCUAUAGCCACGCCCUCUCGCUCCCUCUGCUCGUCCCAUUCCUCUCCAACAUGUCGAACGAUUUCGCUGCUAUCACGAACACGCCACCUACCGUAUUCCGCAUCCCGAUGCCACCAGGGAUUUUGCCCAACAAGUACCCAGGGUCUCCUACUAGCAACGUUCUCGCCGUUGGCAUCCCUUCGGCUUGGAUCGCGUUUGCCAUGAACAUCUUCACCCAAGGCCUAUGCAUCAACGGUGUCAAUCGGCUGACCUCGCGGGUCUCUUCCGUCAGCGUCAACCUGAUUCUGACCGUGCGCAAGGCCGUCAGUUUGGGGAUUUCGGUCUGGUAUUAUGGCGCCGGAUUCAACAAGGGAUUGACGACUGGCGCUGCCAUGGUUCUAGUGGGCACGGUACUAUACAGUAUGGCUCCUAGCCCAGCUCGAGUCGAGCAGAAAGCCAAGACUGAGCCUGCCGAUACGAUAUCGACAGCAGACAACUCGAUCGGUAGGACAACUGCUACCCAGGCUAGCGACGCAGACCUGAAACAACGACAGAGCGGUCGUUUCACGGAAGUUGAAUAGAUCGUACAUAUAGAUGCUGAAUGCACGCACGCAUACACGAUGGGACACGCGAGUCUGAACUUGGCCUUGAUCCAAAAUGGAUCGCAGUCUAGCCAGAAGGAGGAUCAACAGGUCGUUUGGCUCCCGCAUUUUCGGCCCUUUCCACCAUGAGCUGAAUGGACGGUUGUGCUUGGGACGCGCAUGUAUGAUCUAACUCCGGGACUGGGAGUCCACCUAUGGCGCGAAUGGGUCCAGACAAGUUGUCAAAGUAAAGUACCGGUCAACAGCAUAAAGAUGGACAUAAACGGCGGCACAAGUCGCCGGACCUAUUCUAGUUGUACAAUUUUCGACAUUUUUCUUUUGGUGUUGCCACCACGCGUGGUUUGGGUGUAACAAGGUUCGGGGUCAAAAAUGAGAUGACAACCCGACCUGAAAUAUAACGUAAAGCAAAAUCGAAACGCAAGACCUCUUUUGUC
Messenger RNA from Filobasidium floriforme, 1997 nucleotides. Its product is annotated as putative UDP-N-acetylglucosamine transporter. The coding region runs from base 295 to 1542 and encodes 415 amino acids. Gene Ontology annotation, cellular component: endoplasmic reticulum membrane; Golgi membrane. Gene Ontology annotation, biological process: transmembrane transport. Lineage: Eukaryota; Fungi; Basidiomycota; Tremellomycetes; Filobasidiales; Filobasidiaceae. Gene Ontology annotation, molecular function: UDP-N-acetylglucosamine transmembrane transporter activity. The transcript has 9 exons. The record is from RefSeq and is a predicted model, not a curated record.